Molecule: messenger RNA, 2061 nt
Organism: Bradysia coprophila
Lineage: Eukaryota; Metazoa; Arthropoda; Insecta; Diptera; Sciaridae
Gene: bumpel
Product: solute carrier family 5 member brother of rumpel
Biological process (GO): transmembrane transport; sodium ion transport
Cellular component (GO): membrane
Molecular function (GO): symporter activity
Source: RefSeq, a predicted model, not a curated record
ACGUUCAAAUUUUUCGUCAUAUUUAGAUCGUUCUUGCGAUUGCUUAGUGUAACUGCGAUUGAUUUGAUUUCGUUUAGUUUAUGUGUUUACACUCCCCAUUAACUUUGUCGCGUCGCGAGUAUAAAAAUAUUGUGUCCAUCGAAACGUUUCCCGAAUGUUAAUUACAGAAAUAGAAAAAUGAUUUGGAUUGACAUAGUCGAUUGAUUUGGUUGGAAAAUUUGACCAAAUAAAACGAAAUCAAUUUUUCAAUUGGAAAAAGUUACAUUUUCGGACACCGGAAAUGGCUGAGUUAACGGAUGUUAUAAUGAAUUUACAACGGUUCUCCUGGCCAGACUAUCUAGUGCUAGUGCUAAUGUUGUUUUUGUGCAUUUUAAUUGGGAUUUAUUUUGGAAUCAAACAGAAAUCGACCAGCGAGAAUGAGUAUUUAAUGGGUGGAAGAACUAUGUCCAUUUUUCCGGUUGCAAUGUCUUUGGUGGCGAGUUUUAUCAGUGGCAUUACGUUGCUGGGUCUACCAACAGAAAUUUAUUCGUUCGGCAUUCAAUAUGUGUAUGUUAUCGGUGGAGUGAUUGCUAUGGGAGUAGUCAUGGGAUACGUUUUUCUGCCAGUAUUCCAUGACUUGAAAAUAACGUCAACUUACGAGUACCUGGAAAGUCGCUUCGACAAACGGCUUAGAAUGUUUGGCUCAGUGAUGUUUACUAUAAUGAACAUUGGAUACCUUCCGAUUGUUGUGUACGUUCCAGCUUUAGCCUUCAAUCAAGUUACUGGCGUCAAUGUUCAUAUUAUAACACCAAUCGUAUGCUUGGUCUGUGUGUUCUACACCAGUUUGGGCGGUUUAAAAGCAGUGGUUUGGACAGAUGUAGUGCAGUCGUUCUCUAUGUUCGGCGCACUGAUACUGGUCGCCGUAAAAGGAAGCAUUGAUUUGGGAGGUGCUGGCAUUGUUUUUAAGAAUGCACUCGAUACUGACCGAAUUGAAGCGCCCAGCUUCGACUUUAAUCCAACUGUGCGGCAUACAAUUUGGUCGCAAAUAAUUGGCGGUCUGUUCUAUUGGACCCAAACCAAUGCUGUGAGUCAGAAUAUGAUUCAGCGGUAUUUAUCACUGCCCACUCUAAGACAUGCUAGACGAGCGUUGUGGAUUUUUGUAAUUGGUGUCAUUUUCUUGAUGCUACUGUGCACCUACAAUGGACUCUUAAUCUACGCAACAUAUCGAACUUGUGAUCCACUAACCACAAAGCUAGCCAAGGCCAGAGAUCAAUUACUGCCACUGUUUGUGAUGGAUGUACUGGGACAGUUUCCCGGUUUGUCUGGCCUAUUCAUCGCUGGUGUAUUUAGUGCAGCGCUCAGUUCGUUAUCGACCUGCUUGAACAGUAUGUCUGCAAUUGUUUUAGAGGAUUUCGUUAAACCAUUUGUCGCUAGACCAUUGUCAAGCAGAACUAUCAGUUGGAUUAUGCGAUCCGUAGUGGUUGUCGUCGGUGCAAUUUGUGUUGCAUUGGUGGUGGUCGUCCAAAAGAUGGGCACAGUGUUACAGCUUACCAUGAGUUUAGAGGCGAUUACGAACGGACCGUUACUGGGAAUAUUUACCAUUGGUAUCCUGUUACCGUGGAUCAACGGUAACAGUGCAUUGGCGGGUGGUAUAGCCGGUGUGGUGGCAAUGUCUUGGGUAAGCUUAAAUGCUCAGUGGGCGAUUGCAUCUAGUGCUAUCCAUUUUGAACAUAAAUUAACGUCGGUCGAUGAUUGUGACUAUAAUUUCGAUGUCAGUUCAAUGGUUAAUAUUACUAAAGUCGUAGAAACUGACACCGUGUUUCCACUGUAUCGCAUCUCGUACAUGUGGUACACCUUCUUUGGAGCGAUGGUAGCAAUAAUUGUUGCGAGUAUAUGGACGUGUAUAUUUGGCGGUAACGAUCCGGCUGAUGUUGAUUCGUCGUUGCUGACGCCCUUGAUUCGAAAUCGUUUCCGUAAGAAGGAACCGAAGACAAAAACGCACAGUAAUGUUGGCGAGUCAUUGUUUUAAAAUAAAAUAUUGCAAAGAAAGUGUUCAUUUGGUUAACAUUCCUGUUUUUACUU